AUGCCUGAAGACUAUUCUAAGCAGCCUCGAAACCUCCCCCUUGCAAUCAGCGCCGAGAAAUGCUCUGGAGCGGUUGGCGCGGCAAAAGUCAUUCUCGGUUGCCGCAAUGUGCUGGCAGGGGAAGAAGCAAAGGAUCGCAUCAUUAAAGAUACCGGAAAGACUGGCACCGCUGAGGUGUGGGCUCUCGACCUUGCGAGCUAUGAUUCAGUAAAGGAUUUUGCUAAGAAGGCUAUCGCGGAGCUGGAUCGCAUUGAUGCACUCAUUGAGAAUGCGGCCGUGGCAUCGGGUACAGGGAAGGCAGAAGGGCAUGGGCUGUGCAUGACUGUCAAUGUGUAUAGCACAUUCCUGCUGGGAGUAUUACUUCUGCCCAAGUUGAAAGAGUGUGCACAGCAACAUGGAAUCACUCCUCACCUAACUAUUGUCACCAGCAACGCAAGCUUUCAGGUUGAACAAAAAUGGAAUGAGAUCAAGGAUGACCCUCUAGCAAAGAUGGAGGAUGAUAGUCUUGGAAUGGUAUCAUAUCCACUCAGCAAGCUUAUGGUUACCUUCGCUGCGCGAGAGCUUGCCGAUCUUCUUCCAGUAUCUCAAACUGGAGUUGUCGUAAACUCUGUCAACCCUGGUGUCUGCAAAACUGAUCUCUCUCGAAAUGCGCCAGCUGAAUUCCGCAGGCAAUUAGCGGAAAUGCAUGAAAAAUUUGGCCGCACAGCAGAGGAUGGCAGUCGCACUCUCCUGCACGGUGCUGUUGGAGGGAAGGAGAGCCACGGAAGAUACCUGAGCGACUGCGAGAUUGCCGAUGACAGACUCCCAUCAUGGGUAACGGAUGAGGAUGCAAAGAAGGCCCAGAGAUUGGUUUGGGGUGGUCUAGCCAAAGAGUUGGAGGUCAUUUCGCCCGGUUGUGUGAAGGCUAUCCUGUAA
Talaromyces marneffei is the source of this 915-nucleotide messenger RNA. RefSeq lists its product as uncharacterized. The transcript has 4 exons. The record is from RefSeq and is a predicted model, not a curated record. NCBI's taxonomy places the organism in Eukaryota, Fungi, Ascomycota, Eurotiomycetes, Eurotiales, Trichocomaceae. The coding region runs from base 1 to 915 and encodes 304 amino acids.